UCACAGUCUUGGUGUUGAUAACCAACACUGAUAAAAGGUCUCCAGCUGAUGUCAAUUCCUGGUGGGGACUUUGUACUGUAAUCCUAUAAGACAUUCCCACUGGGAGAAACUUGUUAAAAGAUACAGGAGAACCUCUCUUAUUUCUGACAACUCUAUGUAAUAAAUCUACAAUUAUCAACAUAAAAAGUUUAAAUUUAAACUUUAAGGAGAGUUUAAAUUUACAAUAAAUCUUAAGUCUACAGUGCUCUGUCAUGAAAUAGAGGCUCUCGGCAUGUGUUUGAUUAUAGUUCACAAGACUCUCCUAGACUUUGAUUCUCUUGUUCUCUCCAACGCAAUAGCCUGAAAAGUUUCCACAUCUCUUCUCUAUCUUAAGAUCUAUCAUUUUUUGUAUUUCUUUCUCCAGUCCUCAUAGUUCUGGGUUCAUCAGAUAAAAUUGCUCCAGACCUCCUAUAGAGAGAUGAUCUGUGUGAGAUCUUUGUGAGGAAGAAUACAGAAAACCUCAGAGUCUUAUCUGCCGGGGACCAUCUGUUUCCCCCAACAAGGCUCCUCACCAACAGCCCAAUAAAGGAGACUGCUCGGCUGGGGGAAGUAGUUGAGAAGAAAAGGAAAUAGAAACAGGUGCAGUCCCUGGAGCUGCUGCCCUUGCUUUCUACCCCCUUCUCUGUGUCAGGUAGGUCAGGCGGGGAUGCUAUGGAGGCAGCCCUGGCGUGUCACACUGCAAUGAGGACCGCUCCAGACCUGACAAAAUGUCUCUCUUCUUAUCAUGGAUCAAAGCUAUUUUCAUCAUUGCCUUGGUAUUUCCUCUUUAUUCUGAAAUUUAUUUUGAACCUGAUUUCAGAUUUCCGCCAGACUGUAAAGUGUAUACAGAAGCUUGCACCAGAGAAUACAAUCCAAUCUGUGCCAGUGAUGCAAAAACCUACAGCAAUGAAUGUACUUUCUGCAAUGAAAAGAUGAAUAAUGAUGCCGAUAUUCAUUUUCAACAUUUUGGUGAAUGUGAAUAUUGAUAAAGCAGCUCAUAAAUUGGUUUUUAUUGUAAUUACAUUUUGUGGUGCAUUCUACAGGCAAUUAGAGUCUUCUCAAUCAGACCUGACCAUGUCAAUUCUAUGAAACAAGAGCUAUUGAUAGAAUAUAGAGCAUUCAGAUUCUUUCCAAAAUUAAUUUUUAUGAUUUCAGGAUUUUCAUUCUUUGUGUUCAAUUUAUUCAAUGGUAGUUUGAAAAACUAAUGUCACUUGCAUGCUUGAUAUAUAAAAGCUAGUGUAAUUUAAAAUAAUAAAUAUUUCAC
Bubalus bubalis (water buffalo) is the source of this 1282-nucleotide messenger RNA. Its product is annotated as acrosin inhibitor 1. The transcript is spliced from 5 exons. Lineage: Eukaryota; Metazoa; Chordata; Mammalia; Artiodactyla; Bovidae. Bases 747 to 1004 code for a protein of 85 amino acids. Gene Ontology annotation, molecular function: protein binding; serine-type endopeptidase inhibitor activity. The record is from RefSeq and is a predicted model, not a curated record.